AUGGAUGGCAAGCAUAUACGUAUCGAGGUUCCUCUGGUAGCAUUAAUUAUGACUUCGAAUCGUGACGUUCAGAAGCCCGCUCACUUAGGCAGCGCUUACUGGAAUUACAAGCACUACCACUCCAUUAUCCCGCUAGAUAUAAGUGAUAGUGAUCGCCGGAUCCUAGCGUAUGACAUAGGUGCACCUGGUCGCGCUGGUGAUGCCGGGCUUUUCCGGACCUCCGUCAUCAAGGGCGCGGCAAACGAUCGAAGCGACCUUCGGAUUGCUAUCCCAACGUUUUCAGGUUCAAUGAUCAGUAUCGCUUUGCAUCCCGAUCGGGUUAAGCGUAUUGUUGCCUCUCUGAUGGUUCGUACGACUUCAAUGCUAAACUCGUAA
Molecule: messenger RNA, 375 nt
Organism: Cylicostephanus goldi
Lineage: Eukaryota; Metazoa; Nematoda; Chromadorea; Rhabditida; Strongylidae
Source: the annotation of a GenBank genome assembly